Messenger RNA from Adineta steineri, 3654 nucleotides. Lineage: Eukaryota; Metazoa; Rotifera; Eurotatoria; Adinetida; Adinetidae. The record is from the annotation of a GenBank genome assembly.
AUGUUCUAUUUAUCGAUCAUUCUACUUCUCACAUUGAUUAGUCUUGCAGUUUAUUAUGUUUUUCUUCUACAGCAACGUUACCAAUACUUUCGUCGACGUGGUAUUCCAACACCACCUUUCCGCUUUUUCUUUGGACAUAUGAAAACGUUAUGGAAUGUUCCAUCUUUUCAUCGUCAGCUUGAAAACUGGACAAAACAAUAUGGUAAAAUUUAUGGGAUUUAUCAAGGAACUACGCCUACUUUUGUCGUUAGUGAUGCUGAUUUUCUUCAAGAAGUUUUUGUCAAACAAUUUCUCAAUUUUCCUUCACGAAGACAAGUUUUAGGAGGUAGUAGACUUAGAAAUGUUUUUAAUGCAUCAGGUGCAACAUGGCGUCGACAUCGUCACGUUAUCAAUCCAACAUUUUCAGCAGCAAAAUUAAAAAUGAUGAGUCCACUUAUCAAUGGAUGUAUCACAAAUGUUAUGGAUAAAUUAAAAGAUCAUGCUGAAAAUGGUAAUGAUUUCAAUAUUUAUACAUAUUAUAAAAGAAUGACAAUGGAUGUUAUAUGUCGAUGUGCAUUUGGUAUUGAUACUGAUUUACAAAAUAAUCCAGAUAAUAUCUAUUUUAAGAAAGUGGAAGAGAUCUUUGUUCGAAGUAUAAGAUCAAAUAGCUUUUUUAGACUUUCUCAAUUGUUACCUGAACUGGCGUAUAUUAUUGGAAAAGUUUUUUUUGGUAUUAAUAUGGUACGAGCAUUUAUUAAUAUUCAUAUUUUAUCUUUAAUAUCAAAAAAAGAAUUACCUGAACUUCCGAGUAUAUGGCUUUUCAAUCGAUUACAUCCAAUUAUUGAACAAAGACAGAAAACACCAACUUCACGAGUCGAUGUUUUACAAUUGAUGAUGCAAGUAAUGACUGAUGAAAAAAUUCAUGAUGAUGUACAAGAUACUAGUAAAGCUAAUUAUCGAUUAGUAAAAGGAGAAAUUAUUAGUAAUAUUAUUGUUUUUAUGGCAGCUGGAUAUGAAACAACAUCAACAGCAUUAGCCUAUGCAACAUAUGAACUUGCUAGGCAUCCAGAAGUUCUUGAAAAAAUUCAGGCAGAAAUUGACCAACUUCCAUUAAGCAAUGAUGAUGAUGAUGAUGAUUCGAAUGAUGAAAUGAAAAAAUAUCCUGAUUAUGAUAUAGUUGCACAGAUGCCUUAUAUGGAUAUGUUUGUUUCGGAAGUUUUAAGAAUGUAUCCUAUUGCUAAUACUGCAGUUCAAAGACGUACUGCCGAAAAUACAGUCGUACAAGGAAUUUCAAUUGAAAAAGGCACUUUAAUACAUACAGAUAUCUUCUCAGUUCAUUAUGAUCCUGAACUUUGGGGACCGGAAGAUCCGUAUGUUUUUUAUCCUGAACGUCAUCAAGUAAAACGUCAUCCAAUGGCUUAUUUACCAUUCGGAGCAGGACCAAGACAAUGUAUUGGUAUGCGUUUUGCAUUAAUCGAGAUGAAAAUUCUAUUAGUACGAUUACUUCGUGAAUAUUGUAUUCUUCCCGGUGAAGAGCUUCAAACAACGAUUCGAUCUUUUGCUGCUGAUGUAACUAUUACACAACUCUUUCGCAAUGAAGAAACAACACCCAUUGAAGCAGUGUAUUGUUUUCCAAUCGAAGAACAAGCAGCUAUUUAUAGUUUUAUAGCACGUAUCGAUGAUCGAGAAAUUACUGCUCAAUUAAAAGAGAAAAAAACAGCUCAGAAAGAAUACAGUGAAGCAUUACAAGCAGGUCAUGGUGCUUAUUUAUUAGAACAAGAUGAAAAUUCACAAGAUAAUUUCGUCAUCAAUGUUGGUGCACUUCCACCUGGUAAAGAAUGUGAAAUUGUUAUUUCGUAUGUUACUGAACUAAAUCUUGUUGAAAAUGGUACGAAGAUUCGAUUUGUUAUACCAACAACUAUUGCACCUCGUUAUAAUCCUGGAAUAGGUGAUAUUAGUUCACCAGCUAGUACUACAUCAAAAUAUAUUCAAUCUGUACCAUAUACGAUUGAUUUUCGUUGUCAAAUUGAAAAAAUUGGUAUUGCUUCUGUUAGUUCUGUAUCACAUCCAAUUCGAAUGGAUUUGAGUCAGACAGAUUUUUAUAUCAUUACAUUUGCUCAGCAAAAUACUCAAUUAGAACGAGAUAUUAUGUUAGAUAUGGAAUUGAUUGAAAACCACUCGAACACAGUUUUAGCUGUUGAAACCAAUGCAAUUAUGGCUUCAUUUACACCAAGUGAAGAAGAUUGUCAACGUGUCAUAAAUAAUACUGAUCUUACGAAUGAAUUUAUUUUUGUUGUUGAUUGUAGUGGUUCAAUGGACGAUGAAAAUAAGAUUGAACUGGCUCGACAAGCAAUGUUACUCUUUCUCAAGAGUCUUCCAGUGAAUUGUUAUUUCAAUAUAAUUCGAUUUGGUAGUGAUCAUCAAGGUUUAUUUUCAGAAAUUACUGCUAUAUAUAAUGAAGUGAAUGCACAAAAAGCUGAACAACUCACUAAGACGAUGAGAGCAGAUUUAGGUGGUACUGAAUUAUUACCACCUCUAGAAUGGCUUGAUAAAAAUCCACCAAUUCAAGACCGUGCGCGUCAAAUAUUUCUUCUUACUGAUGGUGAAGUCUCAAAUGUAGAUGAAGUGGUUGAUCUUUGUCGAACGAUGGCUACAUCAACUCGAAUCUUUUCAUUUGGAUUAGGUUCUUCUCCUAGUCGUUCACUUGUGAAAGGUUUAGCACGAGCAACAAAUGGUCGAUUUGUUUUUAUUUCUCCUCACACCAGUGUUGAUGUACAUGUUGGAACAGAAGCGAUCAUAACUGCCCCGACAAAUAUUCCACCAGUUUAUGCUAAUGAUUAUAUAAUUGUUUAUGCUCUUAUACAAAAGAAAUCGAUUCGAUUCGAUCAUUAUUCAACUGUUAUAUUAACAGCUGAACAAUUUCAAUUAGGUAGAGCGAAAGUAACAUAUACACCUGCUGUAAGUAAUAAUAAGAUGAUUGCUCGAUUAGCUGCUAAAGCACUUAUUCUUGAAUUACAACACCAAAAACUACCAUCAUCAACACAAAAAAAGAAACGAAAUUUAUUCAAAACUCUUUUUAAAAAACAUCAUAACGAUGAAGAAACCACAAAAGAAACAACAAAGAAACGUAUCAUUGAAUUAUCAUUAAAACAUAAUAUUCUCGGUCCUCAUACAGCUUUUGUCGGUGUCGAGAAACGACUGAAUGCAAGUAAUGCUGAUAUGGUCUUGCGUGAAGUACCCAUACAAAUAUCAACUGACGAUCAACAUUUAUUAACUCAUUCUCAAAUGUAUUCUAAUUCAUAUAUGCCAACGAGUAUGUCUAGUGCUAUGUAUGAUUGUGAUAUUGAUGCAUUUUGUGAUUACAGUGAACCUAUGGAGUCAUGUUCACACCCCGAGCCUGCAUCAAAUAUCCGUUUACGAGAUGAAGUUUGUGAAGACAAUAGUUGUCAUCUUCGAAUUAAUAAUGUUCCAACACAGACAACUGAUAUAUCGCUCAUGAACGAUGAAGAUACUGUUCGGUAUUUAAUUCAUAAACAAAAAUUUGAUGGUUCUUGGCAGCUAAAUGAAAAUGAUAUUCAACGCUUAACUGGUAAACCAAUGACUACAUUUCAACAAAAGGCAAAUAAUGAAAUACUUAUUUCUGCUAUUGUUAUUUCAAUACUUGAAGUACGUUUU